AUGACUACUCGAUCCAAAGCUGGCAUUAUCAAACCCAAAAUCUUCUUCACACUCUCAGUUACUGAACAACACACAUUUCAACAAGCUGUCAAGGACACCAAUUGGAGACAAGCCAUGGAUACUGAAUAUCAAGCUCUUCUGAAAAACAAUAUGUGGACCCUCAUUCCACCUUCAUCUCAUGGUAACAUAAUAGGAUGCAAAUGGGUUUUCAAGCUGAAAUAUAAACCAGACGGCAGCAUAGAUUGCUACAAAGCCUGCCUCGUUGCAAAAAGGUUCAAUCAAACUCAGGGUAUUGACUACUUCGAAACAUUUAGCCUUGUGGUGAACCCUCUACUAUCUGUGUAUUGCUCACCCUUGCACUCUAAUGGACCAUUCGAUAACUAG
This is a messenger RNA of Vitis riparia (riverbank grape), 384 nucleotides long. RefSeq lists its product as uncharacterized. Lineage: Eukaryota; Viridiplantae; Streptophyta; Magnoliopsida; Vitales; Vitaceae. The transcript has a single exon. The record is from RefSeq and is a predicted model, not a curated record. Bases 1 to 384 code for a protein of 127 amino acids.